CCGCAAAAUGGCGGCACCGGGCUGCGAUGUUCAGGGGCCGCGGGCUCCCUUCGCAUCCGAGUCCCGGCGGCGCCCCAUGCGGGUCGGGGCUCGACACCGGCCUUCUCCUCAAGGGCGCGGCCGCUGGUCGCACCCCGUUUCGUUGCUGGGGCGGCUGAGGGCGGUGCAUGUGAUGGCUCUGAGGGCGGCGGGCCGGGUUCGGAGCGGUUCCUGCGGUGCUUCAGGCCUGGAGGGACCUCCGGUGCCUCUACCGCGGCCGGCUGCGCCUUCCUCGGGAGACUGCGGGCGAGCGCCUCGCAUUCCCCAUGGGCCGGCCGCGGAGAGGGUUUCCUAGGCUGGCUGGAGCGGGCACGGACACGCUGUUCCGAGCGCUGCCCUCGCCCUGUCAGGACUUUAGCCUCCAUUGUUCGUAUCCGCAGUUAAACCCACCUUGAUGGGUAUGCGUGGUCUAACGCAGAGCGGGUUUGGUUCUGGGCGCUGUUGUGAUCUACUGAGUCUGGCUCGGGAGGGCCCUUGACGUGGCGCUCGAGUCUCACCUGAGCAGGCAUCCCAGGGGAGGAUGUUCAGGGCUGAAGGGAAUGCACUGCGCCGGUUCGGGGAAACGGUGGCCAGCUAGAUGCUUAAGGUCAUGUUCUGGACGAAGCUCCUCCAGUUCUGGUGUUCUAUUCUAGGCCGGUGAUUGUCUUCUCCGAUUGAGAAACAUUAGUUAAGGUUACCAAUGGGCCUAGUGAUCCAGGCUUUUCAGGUGGGGUGAGGGUGAAGAAGGGUGGUUUGUUGUUGGGUUCUUCAGGUGUAUGUCAUUUCUCCGGAGAGCUGAGAGAGAUAUAAUCUGCUGUGAUUGUGACAUUUGUUGUCAAAUUCCCAGAGGCAGUCAUAGAUUACACUUUCGUUGCUUUAAGUGUUGGUAGUCAUAACUGGUUAUCUUUGGGAGUGAAAACAGGAUAAAAACCUUAGGAGUACUGUAAACAUUACUGGUUUGGAAAAAAAUGUUAAAUUUUAGAUUAAGACAGUGUUCAGAGAGACAGUGCUUAAGCAAGUCCUUGCUUUUUGAUCUGCAUUAUUUUCAUCACUUAAUUUUCUGGUUUUUUUAUUUUCAACAGGUUUUGUAAAGAGAGUUUUGGUUGGUUAUAGGCAGUACGUGAAGAGAUCAGUUGAUAUCUUUUUGAUUUGAAAUAGUAGAGUUCUUCAACAUUCUGUUGUUUUAGGUAUAUGUUUGUACUUAAGUAUAUGUGUGAUUUUCUAAAUGGAUUCUGCCAAUCAACAUAGUAAAUGAUCUGCUGUGGUUAGUACUUUCUUUGGAAAUCUCAUGUCAAGUUGUUGGGUUUUUUUUGGUUUUUCUUAGUCAUACACUACUCAAACUCCUGACAAAAUAGUUGUUACGCUGUGUGCAGACAGUCCUUUAUUUCUUAUUUCUUUUUAAUUUACAGUUUCUUGUUAUUGGUAGAAUUACAAUGUAUCAUUGUGUGUGUAUAUAUAUGUAUAUACAAACAAUAUUAUAUAUAUAGUACAUAUAUUAAUUACUAUAGGUGACUGAGGCCAAACAUCUGAGGCCAGAGUGAUUUCAGGUGAAGUUACUUGGACUUGCUUGGCUUCCACAGUUACAAAGUGCAGUUAUAUGAAUAGAAGUACUUAAAAAUAAAGUUUGAUCUUCAGUAGCUCUUCCUACUAGAUACAGUAAUAGAAGAGACUUAGGUAAGAAGUCUCACUCACCACUCUGCUGAUGGGAAAUUAUGGAGGUGAUGAUAUCAACAACUGUUAUUAUUAGUAUCAAAAUAUGUCACCUCAUUAAGCGUCUUUUAGAGAACUAUAAAAUUUCAACAGUUGGAAUGACAUGGUUGUGCUUAUCACAAUAUGGAAAGAUUGAAUAUCAGAUUAAAAAAAGAAAAAAUUAAAAAAGAUUGGAAAUUAAUUUUGCACUUUUGCACUCUGUGUUGCUCUUUCUGUAAUCAUUUCUCUGUACCUCUUAAUUUUUUUCAUACAUUUUAUUCUGAGAAUUAGCUUGAGGGUUAUGAAAGUUGAGAUUAAUGAAAGUUAAUUGUUUCUCUAAAUUAUCUUGUAGGUGGCUUGAGAACCAAUCAGUGAUUCUGUAUAUUAUCUACAGGUGUGUAUUACAGAUUGAUUGAAGUAACUGGAAUUUCUCUGCUCUUGUUUUACAAAAAUAAUAUUUUUGUAAAUUGGUCUUAAAAAUCUGAGCAAAGCUGGAUCCAGAAUGUCUUCUCACAAACAACCAAGUAAUGUGAUGACUAAAACACGGAGGUGGUGAUCUGGUGACAGUCAAAUGAAAGAAUCUUGAUGUUACCUUCGUGUAGUCCUUCCCCAUAUAAACGAGGAGGCAAGGAUUUAAUUCUGAAUGAGCCCAUCUGUUUUAUGAUUUCUUCUGAGACAAAUGACAUGGGAUUCUAACAGCCAAACUUCCUCAUUGCAAACAAUCAUCUGCAGGCCAGGUAAACAUUACCAAAUGAGGAGAAAAGGAAGAUGCCAUCGAGUAUCGGCAGCAAGGCAUUCUUCUUCCCCAUGCAGUAUUAAGCACUCCCCAACACGAGAAACCUUGACGUAUGCUCAAGCUCAGAGGAUGGUUGAAAUAGAAAUUGAAGGUCGCCUGCAUAGGAUCAGUAUCUUUGAUCCUUUAGAAAUUAUAUUAGAAGAUGAUCUUACUGCCCAGGAAAUGAGUGAAUGCAACAGCAAUAAAGAAAAUAGUGAAAGACCACCGGUUUGUCUAAGAAGCAAACGCCAUAAAAAUAACAAAGUGAAAAAGAAAAAUGAAGCUCUUCCGAGCUCACAUGGUAUACCUGCUACAACAGCUCCUCUUCCAGAACCAAAAGUACGGAUUGUUGAAUACAGUCCCCCUUCAGCUCCUCGGAGACCUCCAGUUUAUUACAAAUUCAUUGAGAAGUCAGCAGAAGAACUUGAUAACGAAGUUGAGUAUGACAUGGAUGAAGAAGAUUAUGCGUGGUUAGAAUUGAUAAAUGAUAAGCGGAAAAGUGAUGGAGUGUCAGUUGUUUCACAAAAUAUGUUUGAAUUCCUUAUGGAUAGGUUUGAAAAAGAGUCUUAUUGUGAGAACCAAAAACAGGGUGAUCAUCAGUCUUUAAUUGAUGAAGAUGCAGUGUGUUGUAUAUGCAUGGAUGGUGAAUGUCAGAACAGCAAUGUGAUCCUGUUUUGUGAUAUGUGUAAUUUAGCAGUACAUCAGGAAUGCUAUGGGGUGCCAUAUAUACCUGAGGGUCAGUGGCUCUGCAGACACUGUUUGCAGUCCCGCUCUCGGCCUGUAGACUGUGUGCUGUGCCCAAACAAGGGAGGUGCCUUUAAAAAGACAGAUGAUGAUCGUUGGGGACAUGUGGUGUGUGCUCUGUGGAUUCCAGAAGUUGGAUUUGCCAAUACAGUUUUUAUUGAGCCAAUUGAUGGUGUCAGGAACAUUCCCCCAGCCAGAUGGAAGUUAACAUGCUACCUCUGUAAACAGAAAGGUGUUGGUGCCUGCAUCCAGUGCCACAAAGCAAACUGCUAUACUGCAUUCCAUGUGACAUGUGCUCAAAAGGCUGGUCUAUAUAUGAAAAUGGAACCUGUGAAAGAACUGACUGGCAGUGGAACAACGUUCUCUGUGAAAAAGACUGCCUAUUGCGAUGUACAUACUCCACCAGGUUGCACACGGAGACCGCUAAAUAUUUAUGGAGAAGCUGAAAUCAAGAACGGUGUGUGUAGAAAGGAGGGAUCAGUCAGAACUGCUAGGUCUACAUCAAAAAUCAGAAAAAAGACAAAAAAAGCCAAGAAAGCAGUGGUUGAACCCUGUACAGUUAUGCCAACAGUAUCUGCUCCUUAUAUCCCCCCCCAGAGAUUAAAUAAGAUUAUGAAUCAGGUGGCCAUUCAGCGAAAGAAGCAUUUUGUUGAACGAGUGCACAGUUACUGGUUGCUUAAAAGACUGUCUAGGAAUGGUGUUCCACUCUUGAGAAGGCUGCAGUCCAGUUUACAGUCACAAAGAAAUACACAACAGAGGGAAGAUGAUGAAGAAAUGCAAGCCUUAAAGGAAAAAUUGAAGUAUUGGCAAAGGCUGCGUCACGAUCUUGAAAGAGCGCGUUUAUUGAUAGAACUUAUACGUAAGCGUGAAAAAUUAAAAAGAGAACAGGUCAAGAUUGAGCAGGUUACCAUGGAACUUCAGCUUAUUCCAUUCACUGUACUUCUGCGAUCGGUUCUGGAUCAGCUGCAGGAAAAGGAUUCUGCUCGUAUAUUUGCUCAGCCAGUGAACCUUAAAGAGGUUCCAGACUAUUUGGAUCAUAUUAAACAUCCUAUGGAUUUCUCCACCAUGCGAAAACGGUUAGAAGCUCAAGGCUAUAAAAACCUCACUGAGUUUGAGGAAGACUUCAAUCUGAUCAUAGAUAACUGUAUGAAAUACAAUGCAAAAGAUACAAUAUUUUAUAGAGCUGCAGUGCGGUUAAGAGAUCAAGGAGGUGUAGUUCUCAGGCAAGCCAGGCGAGAUGCUGAAGGAAUUGGUUAUAACAAUGAAACUGGAAUGCACUUACCAGAACGGCCUAAACUUGAGUCACCCCAACCUUUCUCUUGGGAAGAUGUGGAUAGGUUACUGAAUCCUGCAAACAGAGCACAUAUGUCCUUGGAAGAACAGCUGAGAGAGCUGCUAGAAAAACUUGAUCUCACCUGUGCAAUGAAGUCCAGUGGGUCAAGGAGCAAAAGGGCAAAGCUGUUAAAGAAAGAAAUCAGCAUUAUUCGCAACAAACUCAGUCAGCAACACAACCAAGCUCCUCAAAUAGAAUCAGGUAUUGGAAGUUUUGAAGAAGAAAGUGCAGCAUUGGAACAAGACGGAGAAGAAGAAGGAGAUAAAUCUCCCCCUAAACUUGAACCAUCAGAUGCAUUACCUCUUCCUUCAAACUUGGAGACUAAUUCAGAACCACCAACCCUCAAACCAGUAGAACUCAAUCCAGAGCAGAGUAAGCUUUACAAAAGAGUAAAAUUUGAUAAUGAAUUAUAUAGCACUUCCAUUCAGAAAGAAAUAAAUGGACACACUCCAGAACACUUACUUGACAGUAAUCUCAAUGAGUCGACUGUUUCUGCUGUAGCUGAGUCAUCAACUGAUGUAAACAGACGUACAUCCAUUCUCUUCUGCAAAUCGAAAAGUAUAAGCCCCCAAAAGUCUGCAAAGAACACUGAAACCCAGCCAACUUCUCCACAGCUAGGGACCAAAACCUUUUUGUCUGUAGUCCUUCCAAGGUUGGAGACACUUCUGCACCCAAGGAAAAGAUCAAGGAGUGCAUGUGGAGAUUCUGAGGUUGAUGAUGAGUCCCCUGUAAAGCGCUUGGAUACAGGUCUGUCAAAUGGUUUUGGAGAUGAAAGUAAAGAGAGAGCAUUAGAUGAUACUCCAGGAAGAAAAGUUGAACCUCGUCGCCGCUGUGCAUCAGAAUCUAGUAUUUCAUCUAGUAACAGUCUCUUGUGUAACUCAAGUUUCAGUCUACCGAAGUGUGGUAAAGGUAAACCUGCCCUGAUACGGAGACACACACUGGAAGAUCGAAGUGAACUGAUAUCAUGCAUUGAAAAUGGAAACUAUGCCAAAGCAGCAAGAAUUGCAGCUGAAGUUGGGCAUAGCAGUAUGUGGAUUUCAACUGAUGCUGCAACAUCUGUUCUUGAGCCUCUAAAAGUAGUAUGGGCCAAAUGCAGUGGAUAUCCCUCUUACCCAGCUCUGAUUAUUGACCCUAAGAUGCCUCGUGUUGCUGGCCAUCACAAUGGUGUUACUAUACCAGUGCCACCUCUAGAUGUACUGAAAAUUGGAGAACAAAUGCAGACCAAAUCAGAUGAGAAACUAUUCUUAGUACUAUUUUUUGACAAUAAAAGAAGUUGGCAGUGGCUUCCAAAAUCCAAAAUGGUUCCCCUUGGGAUAGAUGAGACCAUAGACAAGUUAAAAAUGAUGGAAGGACGUAACUCAAGCAUACGAAAAGCAGUAAGAAUUGCUUUUGAUCGUGCUAUGAAUCACCUGAGCCGAGUCCAUGGAGAACCAGUCAGUGACUUCAGUGAUAUUGACUAACAGAGAUUCUCUAGCAAGGCAUGAAAAAUACCACAGAGACUUGAACUCUACUAAUGAGCCUCUUUGUCUAAAAGAAUGUAUUAAAGAUACAACCCCUUAAUUGUUGAUUCAGUGGCUGAGUUCUGCAAACUUGAAAUAGUUGAGCAAUUCUUCUAAAUCACCAUUGCCAUAUUGAUUAAUUAUUUUAUUGUGUUGUAGAUUGGAGGAUUUUCCACUAAACCUGUUAAAAUGUCUUGUUCAUAGUGUUCAUAAUUGUACAUAAAUGUAUAUUCAACACUUAACUUAUUCUGAUUUUAGAAGUAGCUCCUUAAUUCCUUUUAUAAUUUUGCUAGGGAGGGAAUUGGUUUUUGUUUUUUCCAUGCUUUUUAUUUUUUUUUCCUUCUUUCUGAGGUUAAGUUACCUAAGCACCAUCUUCCAGCUUUAGGUGUUUAGUGGAUCUUAUAGCCUAAUAUCAAAAUGGCAUCAAAUAGAUGUUUGCCUAAAUCAUAUACAGUAUGGUGCUGCUUGUAUCAUUUCUUCCUUGGUCUGUAGCUUCUGAAAAAGACUUCUGAAUGUUUGUGUAAAUUGUUGCUCUUUGCACAAAGUACCACAUAUUUAAGGUUGAUGUAAAUUUACAAUUACAAAUAUGUAUUUUAAGAAAGGAAGUUGCAUUAUUUUGGAGGGUACUUUGUGAGAAAGACAUCAAUAAAAAAUAUACUAUGUACAUCACUUGCAAAUCACCAAAAACACUCCAUUGUUGCCCAAAAUGACUUAAGGUUGUUAUUGUUUUAAACAAACCUGGCUUAAAGCCUGCAAGCACAUUAUUUCUUUCAAAACCAUAUCCCAUUUAUCUCCCAUUGGUUUAAUUUUGUUGAUAUGUGUGCCUCCCUGUGUUUUAUUUAUUGUAGAAAAUGUAUUAAUUUGCUUUAUAAUGAAAAAUAAAAUUGACAAAUAUAUUGAUAUGCAUUUUUAUACAGGCACAUGAGAAGACAACUUGCUUUGGGAGAAAAAUGUAUUGGAAAUUGUAUAAAAUAACUCGAUGGUUUGUGUGUAAUUUGGUUUUUUGGUAACUUGUAAUCUUUCGUUUCCAAUGAGGGGAUUUAUGUAACUUUUAAUUUAGAACACUUUGGUAGCAAUAGAAACUUUGGAUACAUUUUUGUAUGGUACAUGUGAUGUAUAUAGAAUUAGUACUUUAUUUUUAUUUUUAAGAAGUAAAGCAUUAUGUUUGGGCAGGGGGAAGAAGGAGGGUGGGUUUCCAGAACUGCAUUUUUAUAUUAAAAAGAAAAAAAAUAAAGUCAAGAUAUUGAUUGUUGUAGCUACUUUAUUCCUACCUUCACUGAGAUACUGAAUUUGUAACAAUGAAAAUGGCAAGGUAUGUUUGCAAUGUGAUUUAUAAUGGCUCCAUUAUUUAUAAAUGCACUGUGUUUGAACUCUUUUGCAGUGAUAUCGUAAAUACUGUACCAAGUUAUAUAAUAUGAAACACCAAAUAAUGCAUAUGAAUGCACGAAGUAUUUAUGCCCAGCUUUUUUAUAAAGGAUUAGCAAAUACAGCAAAACCAAUACUUUUUAAAUCUUUUUUUUAAAACUUCAUUGAAUAGCAUACUUCAUUGUUAAACCUGCUUGAAUCUUUAUUUUAAAGGGACAAUUACUUUUUAAAUAGUUUUUAAUGUUUUUAUUCUCUAUUGUUUGUAAUACCCCCGUAGAAGCUUGAAAUAAAAUUUCUUUCUCAACUGUAAA
Molecule: messenger RNA, 7734 nt
Organism: Parus major (Great Tit)
Lineage: Eukaryota; Metazoa; Chordata; Aves; Passeriformes; Paridae
Gene: BRD1
Product: bromodomain containing 1
Exons: 14
Coding region: 2387-6019 (1210 amino acids)
Biological process (GO): regulation of transcription by RNA polymerase II
Cellular component (GO): MOZ/MORF histone acetyltransferase complex
Molecular function (GO): protein binding
Source: RefSeq, a predicted model, not a curated record